Sesamum indicum (sesame) is the source of this 2475-nucleotide messenger RNA. RefSeq lists its product as uncharacterized. Gene Ontology annotation, biological process: carbohydrate metabolic process. Gene Ontology annotation, molecular function: catalytic activity; carbohydrate binding. NCBI's taxonomy places the organism in Eukaryota, Viridiplantae, Streptophyta, Magnoliopsida, Lamiales, Pedaliaceae. The record is from RefSeq and is a predicted model, not a curated record.
UUGGUAUUUCAAAGGCUUAAACAAAGAGUUCUUGCCCGACUUGGAGCUGCAGUUUGUGUUACUAACAAGAAUUACUGCAGGAGUCUUAUAAAACAUUCUUAGUUAUUACUUCUUUUGUGUCUUUAUUUAUACGUAUCCUGCAAGGACUCAACUGCUCCAUCGAUCGAUAAAAGCAGCUAAUUAACCACCUUGUGAUACAUAUAUAUAUAUGUUGGAUUAAUUGCUCGGGGUUCCUUCGUCGACGUCCCCUCAGGGUGAUUAGUGGUGGCAAAUAUGGAGAUGGGUGGAGGGCUGUCAAUACUAGGAUGUCUUGUGAUCAUAUUCUUGCUAGUCGAUUGCAGCACCAAGAUCCAUGCACACAGGAGAAAUCCAGAGAGUAAUCAAGGGUCAUCACCUCCAGUCAAGCUCCAAGUUUUGGACAACCAUGUGGAGAUAGACAAUGGCAUCGUUAAACUUACGUUGUUAAAGCCGAGCGGCAUGAUCACAGGCAUCGGCUACAAAGGAAUCAAUAACGUACUUGAGUAUCGCUCUAAAGAAACACAACGAGGCUAUUGGGACAUUGUGUGGAGCAGGCCAGAGAUAGGCAAAAGUUUCUUCGACACGCUCCAAUGUACAAGCUUUAAGGUUGUAGCAAAGACUAAGGAUCAGGUUGAAGUUUCUUUCACAAAGACAUGGAAUGUCUCCCUUGGCAACAAUGUCGUCCCCCUCAACAUCGAUAAAAGGUUCAUAGUCCUGCGUGGAGUUUCAGGUUUUUACUCAUAUGCAAUUUUCGAGCACUUGAAAGGAUGGCCUGAUCUAAACGUCGAUGAAGCUAGAAUCGCUUUCAAGCUUCACCAGGACAUGUUCCAUUACAUGGCUAUAUCGGAUGACAAGCAAAGGAUCAUGCCAUCGGACCGCGACAGGACAGCAGGCCAUGUUCUUGAUUACAGAGAAGCUGUUUUGUUAACAAAUCCUGGAAAUCCAAACCUUAAAGGAGAGGUCGAUGACAAAUACCAGUACUCGUGCGAAAACAAGGAUAAUCGUGUCCACGGGUGGAUUAGCUCUAAUCCACGUGUCGGAUUUUGGGUGAUAACUCCCAGUGAUGAGUUCCGGGCCGGUGGACCUGUGAAACCGGACCUCACAUCACAUGCUGGCCCGACUUCCUUAGCUAUAUUCUUUAGUGGGCAUUAUGCUGGUCCGAGUUUUGGAAUUCGAUUGCGCAAUGGAGAGGCCUGGAAGAAGGUCUUUGGUCCUGUUUUCAUCUACCUUAACUCGGGUUCGACAAAUAAUGCACUCUGGGAAGAUGCUAAAAAACAGAUGUCUGAAGAAACCAAGAAAUGGCCGUAUGAUUUCCCGAUGUCAGUGGAUUUUCCUCAUGCCAGUCAACGAGGUACCAUCAGUGGUCGAUUACUAGUUCGUGACAGGUACAUCAGUAGAGAACUUAUGCCGGCAAAAUCAGCUUACGUCGGAUUGGCUCCGCCUGGAAAUGCUGGAUCCUGGCAAGAAGAAACUAAGGGUUAUCAAUUUUGGACACGAACUGACGAUAAGGGCUACUUCACGAUACAAGGUGUCCGAGCAGACACUUACAACUUAUACGCAUCGAUUCCAGGGAUCAUCGGAGACUACAAACACGACAUAGAUGUUAUAAUCAGACCUGGAAGCAAAGUUGGAAUAGGUGAUCUCGUGUACGAUCCUCCAAGACACGGUCCAACGCUCUGGGAAAUCGGGAUCCCUGAUCGUUCUGCAGCCGAAUUCUACAUACCUGAUCCGGCCCCAGGCCUUGUAAACAAGUUGUUCAUCAACCAUAAAGACAAGUUUAGGCAAUACGGGCUAUGGGAUAGAUACACAGAUUUGUAUCCGACCGAAGAUUUAGUUUAUACAGUUGGCAUCAGUGAUUAUCGUAAAGACUGGUUCUUUGCUCAUGUUAACAGAAACAUAGACAACAACUAUACACCAACCACAUGGCGGAUUUUGUUCGAUGUAAGAAAUGUCAGCAGGAGAGGAACUUAUACACUCAGGCUGGCUUUGGCUUCUGCUAACUUCGCUGAAAUACAAGUAUGGAUCAACAACCCUUACGGUCAUCGCCCUCUUUUCACAACACAACGGAUAGGGAGGGACAACGCGAUUGCAAGACAUGGCAUUCACGGGCAAUACCGAUUAUAUAGUAUUAAUUUAUCAGGAUUUCAACUAGUAAACGGGAGAAACACGAUAUAUCUCAAGCAAGCAAGAGGGUCGAGCCCUUUCGCAGGAGUGAUGUAUGACUACAUUCGGUUGGAAGGGCCUCCUCAGGCCUACUAUAAUUAGGACAGGCAAAUGAAGAAGUGCACAUACAACAUAGUACAUUCUUUUUGUAUGGUUGUCGAAGCCUCCCAAAUUAGGAGAAAGGGCUGUUCUUUUUUCUUUCAUUUGUAAUCUUUUGUAGUUUUUCAUGCAUUUUUGGAUUGUUUGAUGAUCUCGUCUCAAAAUCAGCAGAGAAAAGAGAGAUUUUCUUUGUCA